Messenger RNA from Closterium sp. Naga37s-1, 3334 nucleotides. The record is from the annotation of a GenBank genome assembly. Lineage: Eukaryota; Viridiplantae; Streptophyta; Zygnematophyceae; Desmidiales; Closteriaceae.
AAAGAUGAUCAACAACUCAAUGUCGGGGCCGAUUCCAGUGGCGUUUUCUGCACUAACCAACCUAACUGUCCUCCGACUCGACGUCAAUAAGCUCACGGGUUCAAUUCCCGCUGGCCUCUCAAGACUCGUAGCACUAACCCAGCUUAACCUGAAAGACAAUCUGCUCACAGGAGCGAUUCCCCCGUCUCUCUCUGCGCUCAAGGCCAUGCAAACGCUGGACUUCCGGAACAACAAGCUCAGCGGCACGAUCCCCUCUCAGCUGAGCGCUCUCACCAACCUGGACGGGCUCUAUCUAAGCAACAACACGCUCACAGGGGCCAUCCCAUCGCAACUCAAGACCCUCACCAACCUCCGCUUCCUCUUCAUCGACAGAAAUGCCCUCACAGGAUCUGUGCCGGCUUCAGUCUCCUCCUUCGCCUCGCUCAUUUACCUGAGUGCUUCUUACAACAAGCUCUCAGGUUCCCUUCCUGCCGGCCUCAGCUCGCUUGCUGCACUCCAGUACCUAGGCCUGGCAAACAACACACUCACUGGAUCGAUACCCUCUGCCCUCUCCUCCUUGGGCUCUCUAGCCAUUAUGUUCCUCCAUCACAACUCGCUCACAGGCUCGCUGCCUCUCCAGCUCUCUGAGCUCACCUCCCUCUUCUCCCUGGACCUUUCAUACAACAAGCUCAACGGCACUCUGCCUCCCAUCUUCACCAGCAGCAUGCAAUUUCUAGGCUUCUUGCAUCUGUCUCACAAUUUCUUCACAGGCCCGCUGCCUUCCAAUCUGGCCACCUGCCAGUCGCUAUACGAGCUUGACGUCAGCAACAACUAUCUGAGUGGCAUCGUGGCCCCUAUCAUCAGCUCGCUGACGUCACUGCAGACGCUAGAUCUCUCCGUUAACUACUUCACUGGCCCAGUCCCUCCCAUGCGCUCAGCCCCUCUCAUCCUACACUACAGCAUCCACACCAACUAUUUUUUCGGCUCGGGCAACAUUCUCGACCUCGCCGGAAAUUCCAUCUGCCCGAACGCCACCUCCUCCGUCCAAACCGCCAACAACUGCCUCCAAUACGCGUCCGACACCUGUACCAGCGCCACCAGCACAGGCGGUAACCCUGUUACUGUAACCGAGGCGCAGCGCACCGCAGCAGACUGCAGUGCUUUUUGCUCCACGAGUUUCGGGCUGGUUACCACUCCGGGGAGUAACGCGCAGUGCACGUAUGGGAUCGGGGUGUGUGUGGUCAGCGCGGUUGCGGUUACCACGGCACCCCCACCCUCUCCACCACAUCCACCUCCACUCCCCCCUCAACCGUCACCCCCGCCCCCGCUUCCCUUCCCCCCACCGUCACCCCCAUCCCCCUCCCCCCCGCCAACUCCCCCACCUUCCCCCUCAAAUCCUCCCCCAUCUCCCCCUUCUCCCCCACCCAACCCUCCCCCAUCUCCCCCUUCUCCCCCACCCAACCCGCCCCCAUCUCCCCCUUCUCCCCCAUCCCCUCCCCCUAACCCUCCCCCAUCUCCCCCCUCUCCCCCACCUAUACCUCCCCCUUCUCCCCCAUCCCCUCUCCCCAACCCUCCCCCAUCUCCCCCUUCUCCUCCGCCCAAGCCUCCCCCAUCUCCCCCUUCUCCCCCUUCUCCCCCACCCAAACCUCCCCCUUCUCCCCCAUCCCCUCCCCCCAACCCUCCCCCAUUCCCCCCUUCUCCCCCACCCAAACCUCCCCCUUCUCCCCCAUCCCCUCCUCCUAACCCUCCCCCUUCUCCCCCUUCUCCUCCGCCCAAGCCUCCCCCAUCCCCCCCUUCUCCCCCACCCAAACCUCCCCCUUCUCCCCCAUCCCCUCCCCCCAACCCUCCCCCAUCCCCCCCUUAUCCCCCACCCAAACCUCCCCCUUCUCCCCCAUCCCCUCCUCCUAACCCUCCCCCAUCUCCCCCUUCUCCUCCGCCCAAGCCUCCCCCGUCUCCCCCUUCUCCCCCUCCCAAACCCCCCCCUUCUCCCCCGUCUCCUCCCCCCAACCCUCCCCCAUCUCCCCCUUCUCCCCCACCCAAACCUCCCCCUUCUCCCCCAUCCCCUCCUCCUAACCCUCCCCCUUCUCCCCCUUCUCCUCCGCCCAAGCCUCCCCCAUCCCCCCCUUCUCCCCCACCCAAACCUCCCCCUUCUCCCCCAUCCCCUCCCCCCAACCCUCCCCCAUCCCCCCCUUCUCCCCCACCCAAACCUCCCCCUUCUCCCCCAUCCCCUCCUCCUAACCCUCCCCCAUCUCCCCCGCCCAAGCCUCCCCCGUCUCCCCCUUCUCCCCCUCCCAAACCCCCCCCUUCUCCCCCAUCUCCUCCCCCCAACCCUCCCCCAUCCCCCCCUUCUCCCCCACCCAAACCUCCCCCUUCCCCACCAUCCCCUCCUCCUAACCCUCCCCCAUCUCCCCCUUCUCCUCCGCCCAAGCCUCCCCCAUCUCCCCCAUCUCCCCCUUCUCCCCCACCCAACCCCCCCCCUUCUCCCCCAUCCCCUCCCCCCAACCCUCCUCCAUCUCCCCCUUCUCCCCCACCUAAGCCUCCCCCUUCUCCCCCAUCCCCUCCUCCUAACCCUCCCCCAUCUCCCCCUUCUCCCCCGCCCAAGCCUCCCCCUUCCCCCCCUUCUCCCCCACCCAAACCUCCCCCUUCUCCCCCAUCCCCUCCCCCCAACCCUCCCCCAUCUCCCCCUUCUCCCCCACUCAAACCUCCUCCUUCUCCCCCAUUUCCUCCCCCCAACCCUCCCCCAUCCCCCCCACCCAAACCUCCCCCUUCUCCUCCAUCCCCUCCCCCAAACCCUCCCCCCAACCCUCCCCCUUCUCCCCCACCCAAACCUCCCCCUUCCCCGCCUCCCUCCCCUCCUCCUUCCCCUCCCCCACGCCCCCCUCCCCGCCCUCCUCCCUCCCCUCCCCCUUCGCCUCCCCCACGCCCCCCGCCUCGUCCCCCUCCCUCCCCUCCCCCUUUCCCUCCCCCUUCUCCCCCACCCAAACCUCCCCCUUCCCCGCCUCCCCCAUUUCCCCCUUCGCCUCCCCCACGCCCCCCUCCCCGCCCUCCUCCCUCCCCUCCCCCUUCCCCUCCCCCACGCCCUCCUCCCCGCCCUCCUCCCUCCCCUCCCCCUUCGCCUCCCCCACGCCCCCCGCCUCGCCCCCCUCCCUCCCCUCCUCCAUUCCCUCCCCCAUCCCCCCCUCCUCGGCCUCCCCCUUCUCCUCCCCGUCCUCCCCCUCCUUCGCCCCCCCCGCAUCCACCACCCGCCCCGCCACCACCACCCAUGAUACCAAUAUUGGAGUGCUACAGGACAAGCCUCAACAAUCAAUGCAAAUGUUUUUGCCCGUACUUCAAUCAAUGCUAUUGCCUACAAUAA